This is a messenger RNA of Rotaria sp. Silwood1, 1320 nucleotides long. The record is from the annotation of a GenBank genome assembly. Lineage: Eukaryota; Metazoa; Rotifera; Eurotatoria; Philodinida; Philodinidae.
AUGAACGAUACACAACUCGAUUGGAUCUUUGACACUCCUGAUAGUGUUCCAACUUAUUUUACGCAACUUCAAAAAAUACAAUUAAGGAUUCUCUUACAGAAUGAGCAUUACAAACAAUAUUUACCGAUAUUUAAAAAAACCAUAUCUUCGUUAGUAUUGGAUUACCAAAAUGCCACACUAUUUUCUAAAAUUGACCAUGAAAUUUUAGCUGAAUUUAUUGUUAAUGAUUCGUCAACGGUACUUAGUACCUUAACUAUUGAUGGUGUAUGUUUAUCAAUUGAUAGUGAAUACUUUCAAAUAUGUCAAACAUUGAAGCGUUUAACAUUAUCUGUUGAAUAUCAACAUCAUUUGUUUAUUUUAUUAGAAUAUCUACCCCAAUUGGAAUACUUGAGUAUCGGCAUCAGAGAAGGUAAAGCAGGUAAAUACGAUUACAAUUAUUCAAAAACAAAAACUCUUUCACUAAAAUUACGACAACUUAUUAUAUCUGCAAAUGAUAUUGAUUUCUAUGAUUUGAACCUUCUACUUCGACAAUGUCAAUCAACGUUAGAAAUAUUAAAAUUGCGAUUUAAAAUUGAUUAUAUAAUUGAUGGACGAAUGUUAGAACCAUGGAAAAGAUCAUUAAAACAAUUUUAUUUUUAUUUUUUUUGUCAUUCACUUGAUGAAUCGUCGGUCGAUGCGAACGAUUUAUUAUCAUCAUUUCAAACACCUAUCUGGUUACACGAUCAAACUGUAAUGUUUUUUACAAAUUCAUUUUAUCAAACCUAUACAAUCGUUUCACCACCAUAUGAUUGUCGAAAUUUUAACUGUUCAUUAACAAAUGAAUUUUUAAAUUAUCGAUUAAAUAAUCGACAAGCAGAAUUCAAAAUGCCACGCAUAAAACGAGUAUUUCUAAAUGAUAAACAGGAACCUGUGUACACAGAUCGAUUCUUUCAAGUAUUGAAAUCUAUCUUUAUCAAUCUUCAGAUAUUAGAAAUUGGCUCUAGUUUUCAUCUCAUUGAUAAUGGUGAUAACACUAAUUCUUGGAAAAAAGAUGCAAAACUAUCUACUGUUCACACUUUGAUCAUAGUAAAUAACCAAGAUCAUCUUAAUGUUAAACGUUUAUUUAAAUUAUUGCCGAAUCUAUAUCGUCUUGUUAUUGAUUAUGAUCUAUUAGUCGCUAGUAUAUAUGAUUUGUAUUCGAUGGAAAGACAAGAACAGUAUCAAUAUAAUCAAUUGCAGGAAAUAUUAAUUCAUUUUCAACCAAAUCAACAUAUCGAAUUGGAUGAUGAUUUCAAAAAUAGAGUUAAACUUGUAUAUGGCAAAGCUAAAAUAUUGUCAUAA